GCACGCACGCCACUGAGCCAGCAGAAAAAGAAACAGCGAAAGACAGAGAGAAGUCCACAGAAAAAGACCCACUGAUGAGCCUCUGAACCAACACGUGAAACCACCUGCGCCUUAAAAACACCAGCCUCAUCUAAAAGAUUUCUACCGUCAAGCAGGUCAAAGUUUGGAGAAAAUGGCAGCGAUACCAUCAAGUGGUUCCCUCAUCGCCACGCACGAUUAUUACAGACGGCGGCUCGGGUCCAACUCCAGCAACAGCUCGUGUGGUAGUUCUGAUCACAUGGGAGAGGUCAUUCCACAUCACCCAGGACUUCCACGGCAAGACUCCGGUCACUGGUGGACUUCUUUUUUCUUCGGGAAACACAAUCAGCCCGAGAACAAAACCUACACAGUGGCCAAUGGUCAGGUGACGUGCAUCGCCCGGGAAAUGGUUUUGCAGAGACAAGCCAGUGAAUCCAGUGAUAACGGGAAAUCGGAACCAACGUCUCCUCCACCGACGUCCCCGCCACCGAUGUCUCCUCCAACAACGUCUCCUCCACCAAUGUCCCCUCCAACAACGUCCUCCUAGAGUCCUUUUUCAUUGUCCCGCCUCUUUCACCAUCAUCUUGCCAUUACAUCCACAUUAUUUCUUUUUUAACUUUAUUAAAUCAAGUUUAAAUAGUAUGUAUAUGUUUCAUUACGACCAAAUAACUCAAGUGUGUAAAAAAGUGUUUUUUUCUCAUGUAUUCCUCUUAUAUAUAUAUUGACACAAAUAAAAAAAAAAUGCUUGUAGU
Molecule: messenger RNA, 770 nt
Organism: Solea senegalensis (Senegalese sole)
Lineage: Eukaryota; Metazoa; Chordata; Actinopteri; Pleuronectiformes; Soleidae
Product: pancreatic progenitor cell differentiation and proliferation factor B-like
Exons: 5
Coding region: 173-565 (130 amino acids)
Biological process (GO): cell differentiation; multicellular organism development
Source: RefSeq, a predicted model, not a curated record